AUAUAUAACUGAGAAAAUAUGUGAAUUCAUUAAUUAUAAUUGUAUGCUAAAUCUCCUGUAAAUACCAAUUUUUCAAAUCUUGAUUACGUUUGCAGAAUGUUUUUUCCGCGAUAAAGAAAAUAUAAAUAAAAGCGGGUAAGGGGUAUUUGUUAACAUUUUCAAAGUAAUCAGCAUUGUGGAGGAGUGUUUUUGGACAUUGGCCGCAGAUUCGAAAUAUUAUGGAUACGGACGAUUUGUAUAAUGAAGAUAGCAAAGAAUUUUCAUACGAUUUCGAUUUUUACGCUUUAAGGAAGCUUCGCACACAACAGAAAAGAAAAAUUACUGUUUUGUCAAUUAUUAUAGUCGUUUUGUUGGUUUUGCUGGUCACUUUUGUGCUAUUGUACACAAAAUUAAACUCCAGUUCCAGUGAUAACAACGAAAAGACAAACUCAGGAAAAAUAACAUCUGGGCGUAUUGAUUGUGAAUCAAAUUUGGAUUGUGGCAACAAUUCUUACUGCUGGUACAAGAAAGGAAGCACGUUUUGCGCAUGUGCAGAAGGACACAUUAAAAACGGGACACAUUGCAAAGAAAGUAAGGAAAACAAUACAAAACUGACAUGUAAAUCUGAUGAAGAUUGUUCUAUGAAUGCAUUUUGUCGGUAUAAGAACGGAACAUCAUUCUGCGCGUGUGCACCAGGUUAUAUUUUAAACGAUGAGAAGAAGCACUGUAGAGAAAGUAAAGAAAACAAUACAAAACUGACAUGUAAAUCUGAUGAAGAUUGUUCUAUGAAUGCAUUUUGUCGGUAUAAGAACGGAACAUCAUUCUGCGCAUGUGCAACAGGUUUUAUCUUAGACGACGAGAAGAAGCACUGUAGAGAAAGUAAAGAAAACAAUACAAAUCUGACAUGUAGUUCUGAUGAAGAUUGUUCUAUGAAUGCAUUUUGUCGGUAUAAGAACGGAACAUCAUUCUGCGCAUGUGCAACAGGUUUUAUCUUAGACGACGAGAAGAAGCACUGUAGAGAAAGUAAAGAAAACAAUACAAAUCUGACAUGUAGUUCUGAUGAAGAUUGUUCUAUGAAUGCAUUUUGUCGGUAUAAGAACGGAACAUCAUUCUGCGCAUGUGCAACAGGUUUUAUCUUAGACGACGAGAAGAAGCACUGUAGAGAAAGUAAAGAAAACAAUACAAAACUGACAUGUAAAUCUGAUGAAGAUUGUUUCAUGAAUGCAUUUUGUCGGUAUAAGAAUGGAACAUCAUUCUGCGCAUGUGCAACAGGUUUUAUCUUAGACGACCAAAAAAGGCAUUGCAGAGAUAUAGCAUUUGCGAUUAAUUUUAAGCAACGUACAAUCCGAAAUAUUCCGACAUUAUAUAACGUCAUUUUCCCUGAAACUGACUCGGUUUCUGUAUGUUUCUGGUAUAAACUGCGACAGUCACCAGGAUGGGUAUUCAAACGCGUUGUAUCCUACACCAUUAAAGGAAAGAAAGAUUUUAUGGUUUGGUUCCUUGAAGGAAUAAUGUCUGUAAUUUCUUUCAACAACACAGUUCGCAUGAGAAGAAGUUUUGUCGUAAAUAGAUGGACACAAUCUUGUUGGUCAGGAAGAAAUGGUGGGAAAUGGACACUAUAUGUCAAUGGAAAGGUGUUUAGUCAAGGCACAAAACCUCGCACUCGCAAACAUCUAACUUCAGUAGGGACAUUAUAUCUUGGUCAGGAUCAUGACAAUCCUAAGGUGUAUAAUCGUGGUCGGAUGUUUGAAGGGAAGAUAACUGAGCUGUUUAUUUAUAGCGGAGAGUUGAGCAAGCAAGAUGUUCUUAAUUCAUAUAAUCAUAAACCUCGCUUAAAUGAUGUUAUUGUUGGAUGGUGGCAAUUUAAAAACAAAACAUCUGGAAAGCAGAUCGUUGAAGAACAUUCACCAUUUUUUAAAGAAUAUGUUACUUCAAACCAGUGCAAAUCAGUCUAUUGUGUCGUUAACGCGGAAUGCCAAACGGACAGAUUUGGAAAUGAAAAAUGCAACUGCAAAGAAGGAUAUGUAGGCAAUGGUAAUGAUACUUGCAAAGAUAUAGCAUUUGGAAUUUAUUUUAAGCAGCGUACAAUCCGAAAUAUUCCGACAUUGCAUAACGUUACUUUCCCUGAAACUGACUCGGCCUCUGUAUGUUUUUGGUAUAAACUGCGACGUUCACCAGGAUGGGGAUACAAAGGCGUUGUAUCCUACACCAUUAAAGGAAGGGAAGAUUUUAUGGUUUGGUUCCAUACAGGAAAAAUGACUGUAAUUUCUUUCAACAAUACAGUUCGCACGAGAAGAAACUUUGUAGUGAAUAGAUGGAAACAUUUCUGUUGGUCAGGAAGAAAUGGUGGGAAAUGGACACUAUAUAUCGAUGGAGAAGUGUUCAGUCAGGGCACAAAACCUCGCACUCGUAAACAUCUAACUUCAGUAGGAACAUUGUAUCUUGGUCAAGAUCAUGAUAAUCAUAAAGUAGAUGAUCCUUAUCAGAUGUUUGAAGGGAAGAUAACUGAGCUGUUUAUUUAUAGUGGAGAGUUGAGCAAACAAGAUGUUCUUGAUUCAUACAAUCACAAACCUCGCUUAAAUGAUGUUAUUGUUGGAUGGUGGCAAUUUAAAAACAGAACAUCUGGAAAGCAGAUCGUUGAAGAACAUUCACCAUUUUUUGAAGAAUAUUUUACUUCAGACCAGUGCAAAUCAAUUCAUUGUGUAGCUAAUGCAGAAUGCCAAACAGACAGAUCUGGAGAUGAAAAAUGUAACUGCAAAGAAGGAUUUGUAGGCAAUGGUAAUGAUACUUGCAAAGAUAUAGCAUUUGCGAUAAAUUUUAAGCAGCGUACAAUCCGAAAUAUUCCGACAUUGCAUAACGUUACUUUCCCUGAAACUGACUCGGCUUCUGUAUGUUUCUGGUAUAAACUGCGACGUUUACCAGGAUGGGGAUACAAAGGCGUUGUAUCCUACACCAUCAAAGGAAGGGAAGAUUUUAUGGUUUGGUUCCAUACAGGAGAAAUGACAGUUAUUUAUUUCAACAAUACAGUUAGCACGAGAAGAAGGUUUCUCGUGAAUAGAUGGAAACAUUUCUGUUGGUCAGGAAGCAAUGGUGGGAAAUGGACACUAUAUAUCGAUGGAAAAGUGUUUAAUCAGGGCACAAAAUCUCGCACUCGCAAACAUCUAACUUCAGUAGGGACAUUAUAUCUUGGUCAAGAUCAUGAUAAUCAUAAAGUAGAUGAUCCUGAUCAGAUGUUUGAAGGGAAGAUAACUGAGCUGUUUAUUUAUAAUGGAGAGUUAAGCAAACAAGACGUUCUUGAUUCAUACAAUCACAAGCCUCGCUUAAAUGAUGUUAUUGUUGGAUGGUGGCAAUUUAAGAACAAAACAUCUGGAAAUCAGAUCGUUGAGGAGAAAUCACCUUUUUUAAGGUAGUUCCAAAUAAUCAGAAACCACUGUAAAGUGAAAAUGUAGGGAACCUUAGAUUCUGUGACUUGUGUGAAAAGAUACUAGUUAUAUUUUCAUAUGUACGUAAGAGCUCAUUUCUAAAACUAUACUAUGCAUCUUGACUGCUUAAAUAAGCACUUUCGUCACCAAUAGAAAACUAAGUCGAUAAAACUCAUAGGUUUAUAAACUGAAGAAUCUAAAAAUCACAUUCACAUUUUGACAUGACCCCUAUAUUUAUAAAAACAGUAUUGAAGCGUUUUUGUUUUGUCUUACGUAAACCUUUGACUUAUUAUGGACUCUUCUUUAACAAGGUCCCUUUUGAUAAAUUCUUU
This is a messenger RNA of Hydractinia symbiolongicarpus, 3733 nucleotides long. RefSeq lists its product as uncharacterized. The record is from RefSeq and is a predicted model, not a curated record. The coding region runs from base 219 to 3389 and encodes 1056 amino acids. Lineage: Eukaryota; Metazoa; Cnidaria; Hydrozoa; Anthoathecata; Hydractiniidae. The transcript is spliced from 13 exons.